AUGGCACUAACUUUUCUUAAAAAACAAACUUUCAACGUUCGUUCCAGCAAAAUAAAAAAUAAUACUGCCAUGUCAAACAUUAAUUAUAGAUAUAAAGGUAUUAUGGACUGGGAUACACCCAUUUUAAAGGCCAAAAAUCAGACUAUAAAUAAAAAAAAUUGGGUUGAAAAUCCAAAAGACAAACUUUUUAAUCAAUUUUUCAGAUUUUUUGUUCCAAGAUGUUGCAAUGACAUUGAUCCUUUUGAAUUUUAUUUUAUGUCCUGCGAUGAAUUUUCAAAUGUGGCUGCUGUAGGUCACAAGCACUAUGUUGGUAUCUUUGGUUUUGAUCCAAAAUUGGUUAAUGAAAAAAAAAUAGCUACUGCCAAGUUCUCAACUGAUGAAAAAGUUGGUGUUUAUUAUUUUGCCCAGGCUACUAAAUUAAAUGUAGAACAUGAAGAUAAUAAUAGAUACUGUGUAAAGAAAGCUGUUAUUUUUUGGGAAACUUUUGACAAAAAUUAUUAUGCUCAUCGUCGAGACACUGGUAACUAUAGUAACGAUAAUUUAGGGGAUUACUUUGACUGGAUUUAUAAAACUGAAAAGGCUUUUGAGAGGGAAAAUAAAGAAUAUGAGAUGGGGAAGGUUAUUGGUAAUAAAAAAGGAUUACAUUUGAACACGUUUAGAAAAGCUAAGAAUUGGGUUUUCAAACAGCAUAUAAACGAACCUUUUAGGACUGACUUGCUUCCAUACAACUAUUUACUUUUUACUGACAUUUAUUACAAUAACAACAAAAAUAAUAAUGACAAAAAUAUUGCUUCUCAAUACCAAAAUAAAAAUUCUUUUUAUAAUUUCAAUGAGACACGCGAAAAUCUAGACAGCAAUAUGAGUUAUAAAGAAAAUGAUAUAUUAAACAUUUUUCAUUUCAAUAACUUACACUUUUUGGAGGACAAUAACUUGGAUGAAAAGGAAAAUAUUAAAGAAAAUCUCAGUCCUUUAUUUGUUAAGAGUGUUACAACAAAAUGUGCUCAGCAAGAUUUUAAGCCCACUGUUAAGCCAAUUAGAGAGGGAGAAAAACAACGAUAUAAGGUGAGAGAAGGCUUAAAUAACAGUAUAUUAUUCAACGAAAACAAAGAAUAUUUACAUGCUAGCAGUUUUAACAACAAAUGGACUUGCAUGAAAAUUGAAAAUAAAAAUGGCCCUUACACUAAUUUUAAAUCCAACUUUAGUCCUUGUACUAAUAAUUCCGGUCAUGUUUUGACCUUAAAUGAUUAUGAUGAUGAAACAGUUAAUAAAAAAAUUAAAAUGAUGAUCAAAAAAAUUAGGGCUUAUAAUAAGGAAAGAAAAUCAGCAUCUACCACGUUAUUUCUGCCUAUAAAAGUUUGCAGGGAAACCGUUGAAGCAGCUAGUACCACUGCUGACAAUUACAGCUAUGAUGCAAUAAAAGAAAAUGGUAAUGAUGGCAAAAAGAACAACGAGUAUGAAAAAUAUAAAACGGAUUGCCAUGAGUCUUGGAAUUAUCAACAGAAUACGGGCGGAAGUGCUUUAAAAAUUAACGAAAAGUCUAGUGAUGACGAUCUUUAUCAAUUGGUUGUAUUUCAUAAGUACAACGCGAAUGUCAGUGAAAAAAAUGGUAAAAAUACCGCUAAUUUUGAAUUAAGUAAUGAUAAGAAUAUUAAUAAAAGCGACAAUGAGGUCAAUACUAAAUCAAUGAAUCACAUUUUGAAUUUGGGAAAUUUUUGUACUUGUGAUCAUGGUUAUCGUGAAGAAUAUAAUCAUUGUAAAGUGACUAAAAAUACGUAUUCACAAGUUAAUGAUUAUGCUGCAGAUAAAAACAAGUGUGAUUUGUUAGGAGAAAAAAAUUGCAUUCAAAACAUUCCUACAGUAGCUACAAUAGAGGUUGAAAAAAAAGUUGACAUUGAAAAUAAAGAAAAAAUUGAGAUAGGAGCCAAUAGUUCCCAUGAUUCUAGUUCAUGCUAUUCCACUAAGGCACCAAUCGCUAAUGGUAAUAAUAAUAACAAUACUAUUAGAGAAAAUCCAAUCAGUUCCGUCAAGUUAACAACGUUGUCUUCUUUUUCCUGCUCCCCUCCUCCUCCUCCUCCUCCUCCUCCUCCUCCCUCUUAUUCUUCUUAUUCUUCUUCUUCCUGCUCCUCCUCUUCUUCAAAGUUAAAAAUAGUUGAGUCAACCACUAGCACCACUAACAAUACCACCGACAACAACAUUAUUCAUCAACUAUUUGUUAAUAAUGGUAAUAAAAUUGCUGGAAAGCUUUGCAAGUCUUCGCUUAAGAUACCUUUGAGUUUUGAUAACUGUAUUCGAGAUAAUAAGAGUAAAAAUAAGGGGAAAGCACCAGACAAGGGUUCUUUGAAAUCAUUGUUGACAAAAUGUGAUUUAUUAGAUUAUAAGAUUGAACCAUUUACCAUCAAAAAUAAAGCUAAUGAAAAAGAUAGUAAUAAUGUUAGGUUCUUUGUCGAAAGGUAUGAUAACAUGGUGAAAAAAAAGAACUAUAAAAAUCCAAAAGGGGCCAUUUUCAAAGUUAACAAGAGUGUCCUUGUUACCGCAUACUCUAAGGGCAAUAAAUGCAAAACAACUUCCAGAGACAAAAAUAAUGUUGGUAUUCAGGAUACUAUAUGCACUAAGAGGGAAGAUGCAAGAUGUGAUGAUGAUAAAAAUAAAAACGAUAUGGUUACUGGUCUUUUUUCCACUGCCGAAACUAAUCACAACCAUACAGAUGUUUUUAUAGAAAAUUUUGAAAAUAAAAGCAUUGAUAAUACUAAAGACUUAAAUAACGCUUUAGUUGUCAGGAGUAAGGCUGAGGAGAAUAACACCAAACACAAAAAAAUUGGUUUUCUCUCAUCUUCUGUUACAGAUGUUAAAAAUUUGGAAUCAAAAUUGGAAGAGGUUGUUACUAUUACUGAUAGCACAUAUGAAUCUACCUGUGGUGAAAAGGAGACCUAUGGACUUAAUUCUGAAUGGUCUAGUAGUCAAAUAAUUGAAAAUUACUUUAAUACUAGCAACGAUAACAAUACUAUUUCGGAUGAAAGCACAAAAGAUUUGGAAAUGGGAAUAUCCCUUAAAUCGGUGGGUGCAAAGGAUCACAAUUUAAUUGUAAACACCAAUGAUAAUACUGUAGAGAAAAGCAUUAUUAUUUUUCCACCAAUGGACAGAAGUUCUUCUGCUGAUACGACUUCUUGUGUUGGGAAAUUGUUUUCUAGGUCAGAUGCUACCAAUCGCACUUUAACUGCCCCAACUUCAACAAAUAAGGAUGAAUAUUAUAGUAAACAAAGGUCUAGAUUUGAAUUAUUAGAGCAGGCGUCGGAAUUGAUGUUAAUACAUUUACCUUGUAAUUCUCAAAAAUCCUGCAAUGAACCAAAGCAAGAGCAUGCUAAUGUUGGUGUUGUGGAUGGGUCCAUUAUAAAUGAAGAAGGAGAAGAAGAAGAAGGAGAAGGAGAAGAAGAAGAAGAAGAAGAAGAAGAAGAAGAAGAAGAAGAAAAAGAAGAAGAAAGGGCUCAUUUUUCUAAGUUGGUUGAUGAGAAAAUUACACAAGGAGAUACUAAUAAUGAUGCUAAUUGUAAGAACAGAAACAAGCCGUUGGGAAGAAGUGUCAGAAAAAUUAAAAAUGUUAAAAAAAAUUUAAAAGUUAGGCUUGGUACUGGUUCCAUUUCGGCUGCCAGGCUUUUCAAUAAGGAUCCUGUACCCAGUGAUGUCCUUGAUUAUACCCCAAUUUGGAAAAUUCAAUUGUUAUUCGAUAAAAUUAAUGAGGACCAUAAAAAAAUUAAAACUGCUAUGAAAUUCUUAACAGAUAAUGAAGAUUUGGUAUGUUUAACUGAAGACUGUUAUUAUAUGCAACAUAAUCUUGUUGAGAAAGUCAAAAAAUUAGCUGCUAAACAAAAUUUUUGA
Molecule: messenger RNA, 3873 nt
Organism: Saccharomycodes ludwigii
Lineage: Eukaryota; Fungi; Ascomycota; Saccharomycetes; Saccharomycodales; Saccharomycodaceae
Exons: 1
Coding region: 1-3873 (1290 amino acids)
Source: RefSeq, a predicted model, not a curated record